Molecule: messenger RNA, 5162 nt
Organism: Pogonomyrmex barbatus (red harvester ant)
Lineage: Eukaryota; Metazoa; Arthropoda; Insecta; Hymenoptera; Formicidae
Gene: Nak
Product: Numb-associated kinase
Biological process (GO): protein phosphorylation
Molecular function (GO): protein kinase activity; ATP binding
Source: RefSeq, a predicted model, not a curated record
GGAGGAGAGGUCCAGCCGCGCCAGAUCGUCGUGCCGUCGUACCGUAUCGUACCGUACCGUGCCGUUCCGGGGGCGGUGAUCGGCGGGAUCGGCCGAGCGGAGCGGAGCGGAGCGCAGCGCAGCGCGGGGGCCCUAUGUCAAGUCGACGUCGGCGACGAGAACGAAGCGCGCCAGCAUGAAGAAGCUAUUCUCCAAGAUCGACAACACGUCGAAGGAGCCCAACAGCUACCUGGGGAAGGUGUUCGUCGUGGGCCGCCACACGGUCACCGUCGAGGAGGUCCUCGCGGAAGGAGGAUUCGCAAUUGUAUUUUUGGUCAAAUCCUCGGGUGGACGAUAUGCACUUAAACGGAUGUAUGUCAACAAUGAACAUGAUCUCAAUGUGUGCAAGAGAGAAAUACAGAUUGCUAGCAACCUGAGUGGUCAUAAAAAUAUCAUAGGAUAUGUAGAUAGUAGCAUAACCCACACUGGCGGAGGAGUACAUGAACUUCUGCUUUUAAUGCCUUAUUGUAAAUCCCAAGUUCUUCAAAUGAUGAAUAACAGGUUGCAAACAGGUUUCAGUGAAUCGGAAGUUCUACAAAUUUUUUGUGACGUUUGCGAAGCCGUCUCGCGAUUGCACCAUUGUCAAACUCCCAUAAUUCAUAGAGAUCUCAAGGUGGAAAACAUUCUGCUCGCCGAUAGCGGUCAUUAUGUUUUAUGCGAUUUCGGAUCCGCGACGGGGAAGGUUCUUAAUCCUAGUGUCCAUGGCGCCGCGGUGGUUGAGGAGGAGAUAAAGAAAUACACAACUUUAAGCUAUAGAGCACCUGAAAUGGUUGAUAUGUACUGUGGAAAACCUAUCACUACGAAAGCAGAUAUAUGGGCUUUAGGAUGUCUGUUGUAUAAACUUUGCUUUUUUACACUACCCUUUGGCGAAAGCACGCUUGCUAUUCAAUCUGGAAAUUUUACUAUACCGGAUAAUUCAAAAUAUAGUAAAGCUCUCCAUUGUUUAAUUCGAUACAUGCUUGAACCAGAUCCCGACAUACGCCCUGACAUUUACCAAGUUUCCGCAGUUGCUUUCCAAAUCCAAGGCAAAGAGUGUCCCGUGCAAAAUUUGCAUAAAGUUCCAACGCCAACGAUAGAGUCUUUGCCAUGUCCACCCAUGGAAUCUGAAAACAUUAAAAGAUCAGCAUCUGUAAAAACUCCGAAGCCCACGCCUAUAACGACGGUCGAAGGCACAUCCGUGACGCCGAGACAAAGACCGAAAGGGCAAGCCGUUAGUACGGGACCGAUCAGUUUGAGUGGUCAAAUCGUGGGCCAAAUAUCAGGCCAAGGAAAUCAGGCGCAAACUACACCGGGGAAUUCUAUCUCUUAUGUUCAGGUAUCGCCACAUGUUUGUACUCCCAAUCAAAGUGUUUCUUUCGGUCAGUCGCAAGGACAGCCGACGCAGUAUAAUCAAUCGCAGAGCCCGAUGAUCAGUCACUCUCCUCUGACUCAGCAAUCGCCCGUCACUGUUCAGGAUAAGAACGUGUUUUACUUUGAUUCAAGGCAGCACGAUGUGAGAGCUACGACGAACGUGAACGAGAAGAAUCUGGAGGCUUUAUUUCCACCAUCAGGAUAUCCGGAUCCGUUCAAAGACGACGCGAGAGCAAUGCCACCGCCUGCCAAAAUACCACCUCCCGUUGCACCUAAACCCGGUAAAAUUCUUUCAAAACUAUCCAAUCCCAGUUAUCCAUCGUCAUCCAAGUAUCCACCGGUCACUUCAUUGCCGUCGAAAUUAUCCAUUCCGACGGGGCCUAACAAGGCGACGCCACCGACGGUGACGCCGCCGGCUUUGCCCAAACCAGUUAACAAAACAGAAAGUUUGAGUCAAAAUAUAAGUUCGAGCGUAUCUCCGCCUGACAGUCCGACAUUAUCAUCUUCACGGCAUAGGAGGAACGUCAGUGAUACGAGUGCUUUUAAUAAAGCGUUUGCAACUGAAACCACUCAAUUUUUGGCGCCAUAUGAGGCUUCGGUCAAACCACGUACCGACGAUACGACUACACCACCGGAACUUCCAAGUGAUACAAGGCCUUGUAUAGCAACUAGUGCCUCGCAUGUACGUGUUGGCGAACUUUCAAGCCUAAUGGGAUCAGAGGGGAGAUCAUUGAGCGCGGAUGUAGCGGCAUGGAAUCCAUUUGAAGAUGUACAACCUUUUAAUCAGUUAACAGAAGAUCACAUCUUCGGUGCUGAAUUCGACAAGAUAAGGAGAGGAAGCAAUACAAGUAUUAGCGGAGUGAAAAGUCGCGAAAGCCUUGUAAUGACGUAUACAGAGUUACCAGAAGAUCCCUUUGAAUCUGCACCCUUUAGCCUGCCAACAGGAAAGAAGAGUAAAAUUGGAUCAAAGACUGCUGCUAUUGCCGGAGGCAAAUCGGCGAACGGUAGGGUGAGAAUGCCCCUGACGCAGUGGAACUCCGGGGUCGAGCACGGCGGCGGCAGCGGCGGCGGUGUCGACGAUGAGGCGUCUCUGAUCACCGAGUCCAGCCCGGUCUCGCCGCCGUUCGUUCGCGCGCCGGCGGAGGAUCGUUCCAAGUACGAGAAGCUGGCGUUCAACGCCGACGAGGUGUCGAGCGACAGCGACAAGGAAGCGAAGGAGGCGAAGGAGCGGGCGAAGAAGGCGAAGAGGCGACGCGUGAAGAACGUGCUGAGCCGCAGGAGAAGAGUCGCGGCCCAGCACGACGACAACGCGGACAACGCGACGAACGCGACGGGCGUCGACUACGAGUCGGACGACUCGAUCGGCUCGGCCAGCGAUCUGCGCGCGAUCAACGACGAGGAGGGCAACGACGGCGAGGUGAACGACGACGACGACCACGACGACGACGACGACGACGACGACGAGGACGGCGAUAAGCGGCGCGGGAAGCACGACGAGACCAUCUCCGAGAGCGUGCGCACGUGCGGCAGCUCCGCCUACCACGCGGAAUGUGAAUCCGUGGCGACGCACGAGGAUGACUACAGGUUGAAGAGACCGAGGAAGCACCACUAUCGGCAGCAGGAGCAACAGCUGCCGACGAUCGACGCGGAUCCGAUCGUCGGCCACCAGUAUGGCGAGAAACCGCUGCUGCUGGACGACGAGCUGGAUCCCGAGUCCAAGCCGGAGCAGUCGCACGGCGAUCCCUUUGUGCGACAUCAGUAUGGCUCGAAGCCGUUGUUGUUCAACAACGGCGACAGCUCGUCCGACGAUAACGAGAAGGCCAAGUCGUUGAACAACGGCAUCUGGAAAGUGGAGGACGACGUGUUCGCCCUGGCUCCUUUUCCGCGGUCCAGCAGCUCCCGGAAGAGCAGCGACAGCCGCGAGAGCGAGUCCAGGAACGUCGAUCUGGGCGGCAGCGCGAGAAAUUCGCCCCACAAUUCGAGUCUGGUGACGCCGAUCUCGAGCUCGCCCAUACCGGCGGAGGUGUUCGCGGAUGUCGUGGUGGAAAGCAAAUCCGCACCUCCGCCGACCAAAUCCGCCGCUCUACCCUGCAAGUAUCCCAAGAGUAUCGCGCUCGCGAAUAGCAAGACUACUAUCUACGAGGAACCGGUGUCGUUCCAUCAGGCGAACGUGCAAACCUCGUCGCCGGUAAAGAGCAGCCCUCACGUCAGCAUCGCCGAGGAAGAGGAGACCGCCGAGAAGGAUCUCUUCGGCUCCUCCCCGUUUAGUCCCAGCGGAUUCAUCAAUCCCUUCAACAACGUUCAGUCCAAUUAUGCGAACAUCGAUGCCACGUCGACUCAGCCCAUGUCGACAAUUCUGAGUCCGGCGGGCCCUUCCUCGUACAUCGAUUACGCCAACUGCGUUCCGCUGCAGGUCCACAAUGCGGCGCCGGACAAUUAUUACGCUAGUCACUCGAGCACGGUCGCGUCCACAUCGAAAUACGGGAUGGUGACGGUGAAUUCUGAAUCAGCGGUCGUCGCGGAAUCGUCCAAGGAUCUCUUCGGGUCGAUUCCAUUCGAGGAAUUUACCUCGCUGAAGCUGAACGAGCAGCAGCAACCACGACCAACGUCUCUGUCGCUGUCGCAGUCGCCGAACUAUGUGGAAAACGUCGCGUUGACAACAACAUUGCCGGUUACCGGGAUCGUGCAGUCCCCGAAGAACACCGUCGUUCAUUCGACACCGACUCCACCGUCGCAGUCGCAAUCGUCGUCUGCUUACACGAUCCAAACGACCACGCACACAGCUAGGAUCACCGUGCACGCGGUCAACAGCGUCUCCAAGGUGGACAUCACAUCCGACAUGAUUUCGCCCAUGUCACCCGAGCCUCUGGUUACCGUGGACGACGACGCGCCGAAGCACAACAAGAAAGACAAGUCCAAGUCGGACAAGUCCAAGUAUCAUCUGAUCAACGAGAAUCACGGUGACGUCGCCGACGUGCUGCCGACCUACAAAGUGUCCCACAAGACCAAGUCGGCGAGCCACAAGAAGACGCCCAAGGGCAAGAAGAGCACGGCCGCGACGGCCGGUUUCAGUAACAUGAGUUUCGAAGACUUUCCCAGCGACGAAAACGAGGAGAGGCAAGCGGGACGGACAAAGGUAGCGCCGUUCGAGGUGAUCCGCGAGGCAUCGGAAAAACGAUUUGGAUCGCUGAAAAGACGCAGCAAUCCGUUCACCUGAAAUGAGAUGGUUUUCAUUAGAAGUUAGUUCUGACACGAGAGCCGCUUAUUAGCGACGCAGGAACAGGUAUAGCAUCGACAUACGAUGUAGUCGAUUAAUUUGUUGUGCAUAUCGUAGACACCGAUUACCUGGUAAAUACCGUUUUAUCGCAAAAUUAUUUGAUUCGUCAGAAUUUUAUCAUGUGUACUGUGAAUGCACAUAUACACAUAUAUACACACAUACAAACGCGCGCGCGUGCACGCACUAAUGUGAUUAGCGAGGUACUAAUCUCAAUAAAAGUGACAUGAUAAAAUUCUCCAACUGAGAAAUCAAUCGACACAGGUUGUAUAUACAUAGGACACAUUUGCGUUUAGAGCGAUUUGUUUUUCAAAACGACGUAAAUUCAUCAGAGUGAAAUUUCGAGUGAAUAAAAAGUUACGUCUCUUUUACAUUACUUGUUUCCGGUGGACAUGCAAAGUCCCCCGAAAAAAAAUGUAUCGAAAUUCGAAAAGUGAUAUAUUGUCCUGAAAGAUCAUAUAAUCUCAAAAUAUGAGAAAUGAGACAAUAUCCCCAAAAA